Molecule: messenger RNA, 1151 nt
Organism: Capsella rubella
Lineage: Eukaryota; Viridiplantae; Streptophyta; Magnoliopsida; Brassicales; Brassicaceae
Product: aquaporin PIP1-2
Exons: 4
Coding region: 93-953 (286 amino acids)
Biological process (GO): response to water deprivation; transmembrane transport
Cellular component (GO): vacuole; plasma membrane; plasmodesma
Molecular function (GO): water channel activity
Source: RefSeq, a predicted model, not a curated record
AAAGCUUCUCUGCAACAUAGUAUAACCCACUCACAGAGAAACCCCAAAACCUAAAAAGGAAAAAAAAAUAAGAAGAGAGAAGGUCAAGAGAGAUGGAAGGUAAAGAAGAAGAUGUUAGAGUCGGAGCUAACAAGUUCCCGGAGAGGCAACCGAUCGGAACAUCGGCUCAGAGUGACAAGGACUACAAGGAGCCACCACCUGCGCCGUUGUUCGAGCCAGGCGAGAUAGCUUCGUGGUCCUUCUGGAGAGCUGGAAUCGCUGAGUUUAUCGCUACGUUUUUGUUCCUCUACAUCACUGUCUUGACUGUUAUGGGUGUCAAGAGGUCACCGAGCAUGUGUGCUUCCGUCGGGAUCCAGGGAAUCGCUUGGGCUUUCGGUGGUAUGAUCUUCGCUCUCGUCUACUGCACCGCCGGUAUCUCCGGUGGACACAUCAACCCAGCUGUUACCUUCGGUUUGUUCUUGGCCAGGAAGCUUUCGCUUACACGAGCUGUGUACUACAUAGUGAUGCAGUGCUUAGGAGCUAUCUGUGGAGCUGGUGUGGUCAAGGGUUUCCAGCCAAAGCAAUACCAGGCUUUGGGAGGUGGAGCCAACACCAUAGCUCAUGGCUACACCAAAGGAAGUGGUCUUGGUGCUGAAAUUAUCGGAACCUUUGUCCUUGUUUACACCGUCUUCUCUGCCACUGAUGCCAAGAGAAACGCUCGUGACUCUCAUGUUCCCAUUCUUGCGCCCCUCCCCAUCGGAUUCGCUGUGUUCUUGGUUCACUUGGCAACCAUCCCCAUCACUGGAACUGGAAUCAACCCAGCAAGAAGUCUUGGAGCUGCAAUCAUCUUCAACAAGGACAACGCUUGGGACGACCAUUGGGUCUUUUGGGUUGGACCAUUCAUUGGUGCUGCACUCGCUGCUCUCUACCACGUUAUAGUCAUCAGAGCCAUCCCAUUCAAGUCCAGAAGCUAAGCUGAUUGAGUUAUUUUUAUAAAUCUGGCUUUUGAUCUUAGUUUGCUUUCUUUUGUGAAUCUGCAACUUGUGUGUAAUGUGUGUAUGUGUUUGUUCCUUUCUUUGCCUAAUGGAGACUUUAUGUAAAACAAAGAAAAGCCCCAGAAACAUCUGUAAACUUUCUUUUCCACUUAUCAAAGGAUUUCUAUAAUUGGCACA